Molecule: messenger RNA, 1209 nt
Organism: Vigna umbellata (rice bean)
Lineage: Eukaryota; Viridiplantae; Streptophyta; Magnoliopsida; Fabales; Fabaceae
Source: RefSeq, a predicted model, not a curated record
CACUUAGUUUAAUUUCUGACCCUUUUACGAGCAUGACUAUGUCAGUGAUGUGUCGACCAACACAUCAGGCUCUGAAAAACGUUCCUUCCGGUGGACAAAGCCAGAUGAUGAGGCCAAAAGAGAAGGUGGUGCUGGUCAUGGGAGCAACGGGGAGCGGGAAAACCAGGUUGUCGGUGGACUUAGCAACAUGUUUUCCCUCAGAAAUCAUAAACUCUGACAAAAUGCAAGUGUACGAAGGGCUUGAGAUUGUCACCAACAAGGCCACCAAAGAGGAGCAGCGUGGGGUCCCACAUCACCUCCUGGGGACGCAGAACCCCGACACCGAGUUCACGGCCUCCGACUUCUGCGACGCCGCUUCACGCGCCAUCGAGUCUAUAACGCGCCGCGACAAGGUUCCGAUAGUGGUGGGAGGAUCCAACUCGUACAUGGAGGCCCUGGUGGAUAGGUUCGGGCCGCGGUUCGAGUGGUGCUUUCUGUGGGUCGACGUGUCCGUGCCAGUGCUCUAUUCCUACGUGGGGCAGCGCGUGGACCACAUGCUCCGAUGUGGAAUGGUGAACGAGUUGAGACCGUUCUUCAACGUGAACGGCGAUUACACGCGUGGGAUAAGGAAGGCAAUUGGGGUUUCUGAAUUCCACCCGUACUUCCGGCGGGAGACGACGGCAAGCGGUGAGACGAGGAUGAGGCUGCUGCAGGAGGCGGUGAGGGACGUGAAGGGGAACACGUGCGACUUGGCACGCAAGCAACUUGGGAGAAUCCACAUGCUCCGAAGUGAGGGGUGGAAGAUCCACCGCGUUUGCGCCACGCCCGUGUUUCAGAAACGUGGCCGCGACGCCAAUGAGGCUUGGAACAACAUGGUGGCGAAACCCUGUGCCUCCAUUGUUUCUCAGUUUCUCUACAGUUCUGCCAAUUCUGCUUCUGGGAGAGUCGCGCCUUCUAUGCAACCAAACUAAUCAGUUAAACCUAAUGCAUCAUUUUCUUUCGUCAACGUUUCAAUCUUCAUAUUUGUGUGUACGAAGAGUAUCGGUUGAAAUUAUUUGAUAGUCUGAGAUUGUCACAUGUUCAUGUUCUUGGUUGAUCUCAACUUCACACGUAACCAAAUUCAUACCAGUUGAUUAUGUGUUUUGUUGAGAUUUUCUCUGGAUCAUUUAGUCAUUUUUUGUCUUUGCUUCUGUAUUUAAUCUCAGAAAAAAGAAAAAAAUACCACUUCUG